Ornithorhynchus anatinus (platypus) is the source of this 1221-nucleotide messenger RNA. RefSeq names its product sirtuin 4 (gene SIRT4). Lineage: Eukaryota; Metazoa; Chordata; Mammalia; Monotremata; Ornithorhynchidae. The coding region runs from base 171 to 1136 and encodes 321 amino acids. The transcript has 5 exons. Gene Ontology annotation, molecular function: NAD-dependent protein lysine deacetylase activity; NAD+ binding. The record is from RefSeq and is a predicted model, not a curated record.
GUUGGGGACUACGACUCCCAGAAUGCCCCGGGGCCCCGUCAGCCGCGGAGGCCGCUGGGGGACGAGGUAGUGGUCGAGGCGGUGCAAGGUAUUAUUGAGUGAACAGAUGGAAUGAGUGAACCCCGGUGUGAAGAGACCUGACCCGGCGGCGUCCUCUCUCCUGGUCCAGGAUGAGCGGGGAGCGCGUCUUCAAGGCAGCGCGUCUGUCGGGCAGCCGGCCGCCGGGCCUGGCCUUCGUCCCGCCCAGCCCCCCUCCGGACCCGGGCGCGGUGGAGGAGUUGCGGCGCUUCAUCUCGCUGGCGCGGAAGCUCCUGGUGGUGACCGGGGCCGGGGUCUCCACCGAGUCGGGCAUCCCCGACUACCGGUCCGAGGGCGUGGGGCUGUACGCCCGCACGGACCGCAGGCCCAUCCAGCACGCGGACUUCGUCCGCAGCGCCGGCGUCCGGCAGCGCUACUGGGCGAGGAACUUCGUGGGGUGGCCCCGCUUCUCCGCCCACCGGCCCAACUCGGCCCACCUGGCCCUCAGCAACUGGGAGAGGCGGGGGAAGCUCUACUGGCUGGUCACCCAAAACGUGGACGCCUUGCACACCAAGGCCGGGAAUCGGCGCCUCACGGAACUGCACGGUUGCAUGCACAGGGUGCUGUGCCUGGGAUGUGGCGAGCAGACCCCCCGGGGGCAGCUGCAGGGGCGACUGGCGGCCCUGAACCCCGGCUGGACGGCCGAGGCCCGCGGGGCGGCCCCCGACGGCGACGUGCCCCUCGCGGAGGAGGAGGUGCGCGGCUUCCGCGUGGCGCCUUGCGGCCGCUGCGGCGGCCCCCUGAAGCCCGACGUCGUCUUCUUCGGGGACACGGUGGAGCGCCACAAAGUCGACCUGGUCCACGAGCGAGUGCGGGAAGCGGACGCCGUCCUGGUGGUCGGCUCGUCUCUGCAGGUGUAUUCCGGGUACAGGUUCAUUCUCGCUGCCCAUGAGAAGAAGCUGCCCAUCGCCAUCCUAAACAUCGGGCCCACGCGGUCAGACAAGUUGGCGACUCUGAAACUCAGUUCCCGCUGCGGAGAACUGCUGCCUCUCAUCAUCCCUCAGGGACCGGAGCCUCACGGGCCCCGCUCGGACAGGGAAAGCCACCCCGGACCCUAGGCACCGAUGCCAAGUGAUCCUCGCUCUGAAACUUCAGCCACGGUCUCCGCGCCGCCAGCCGGGGGCAAUAAACCGUCACACUUUU